Molecule: messenger RNA, 1668 nt
Organism: Strongylocentrotus purpuratus (purple sea urchin)
Lineage: Eukaryota; Metazoa; Echinodermata; Echinoidea; Camarodonta; Strongylocentrotidae
Product: locomotion-related protein Hikaru genki
Molecular function (GO): protein binding
Source: RefSeq, a predicted model, not a curated record
GUGUUAAGAGAACUACAUUAUUGCAGCCCUAGAGACGAUGAAAGGUGAAAGGUCAAUGAAUUUUUCAUUUCGCUUCCUCAAAGAAUCGGAAAGUGAACCGGAACCUCAGAGAAGAUCCAUAAAAAUGGCAUCCUGAAAUGAACACACAUAAAUAAACGUAAUACGUUGAUAAGCACGAUGCCAUCCUGUAGGUCUCACGAACAAAAGAUAUAAUCUCACAUUUUAACUUGAAGCAGUCAAACCAGUUGGCCACGAUGGAAGGAAAGCGAUUUGAAGACAUUGUCCGACGAUUGAUCUUUAUUCAGCUAUUCCUUACAUCAGUUUGCGUUGGCUCAUCGCCAUGCAUGCCUAAGACCGACCGUCUCGGGCGCUACACGGUCAUAGGCGGUGGCGGUAACCUCUGGUCGAUGGGUGUUCCGAGUGGGUCUAGGAUUCAAGUCUCAGUAAGAUGCGAUGCGGGUGCUAUCGCACAACAAUCUGUGACGUCACAAUGCUUAAAUGGAACAUGGAUUUCCCCCUGGCCUCGAUGUGAGAAACCUUGUCCAGUACCGAUCAACAGAGGAGAGGUUCACCAGUUUGUGAAUGGAGAUGUGACGAGGCCAAUAACUAGGUACUAUACCCCUUUCACCUUACCUGAUGGCACCCAGCUAGUUGCUAGAUGUAGAGACCCUGGCAAGUUUAGAUUGAAUGGCGAUCAAAGACGAACUUGUGAAGGAGGACAGUGGACCGGGGUAGAACCAGAAUGCCAACCUGUACAAACAAAAGUCUUAUUCCACGGCGCAUCGCGUGAGGUAGCCAGUAAUGGGACAGUCGUGGUGUACGUGUAUCGUGGAAGUCCCAGGCAUCUUAAUGUACUCUGCAGACUGACAAGUCUAAGCUUAAGACCUCCUCGACUGACAACUCCUCUUGUGAAUGACAGAGACUUACCGCAUUCGCACUGGUUGUAUACUCAUAAAAAAAGGCUGAGUCCGAUUUCUACUGAUUUCUCUGGCAUGUAUACAUGCAGUGGGUCGUCAUCAUUUCACAGCGUACAUGUGCUGUUUAAAGCUGCUGAAUGUGACGUCCCUGCGGCUCCAGAGCACGGGAGGUUACUAGAUGGUUCCAGACAGCAGCCCGGAGAUAUCUUUCCAUCUGGAACUUCGGUUUCAUUCGAAUGUGCAGAAGAUUACCGCCUGGUGGGAUCUAGGAGCAUCACAUGUGAAAAGGGUCAAUGGUCGGAUGAUCCUCCCGUAUGUACAGCGAGCAGAUGCCCGGAGCUCACCAUACCAGACCAUGCUAUCAUGGAGGGUGUCUAUGGCUACGGGAGGGACAGUGGAGAUGAGAGGAUCUUCCACUGUAAAGAGGGUUACGUUCUACGAGGUGAUACCAACAACCUGCGAUGCUUGGAGAGUGGGGUGUGGUCGGAUCCCUUACCCACCUGUGAAGCCGUUGUUCAUCAAGUGUCACCGUGUGCGAGCGUGCGCUGUGAAUCAUGGCAGCGAUGUGAAGCCACGGGACCAAACACUACAAUCUGUGGCUGUAUCAAUCCAGCAUCAUGCCUGACAUCAGGGCCGACUGUCUGCGGUACAAACGGAGACUAUUACCGCAGUGAAUGCCAUCUCAAGGCCCAUGCCUGCUUACAUGACCUCCAGCUAGAUAUCGCAGAGACCCACCAUGGAUGCAUUUAUG